Molecule: messenger RNA, 1662 nt
Organism: Juglans microcarpa x Juglans regia
Lineage: Eukaryota; Viridiplantae; Streptophyta; Magnoliopsida; Fagales; Juglandaceae
Product: putative kinase-like protein TMKL1
Exons: 2
Coding region: 416-1495 (359 amino acids)
Biological process (GO): protein phosphorylation
Molecular function (GO): ATP binding; protein kinase activity
Source: RefSeq, a predicted model, not a curated record
CCAGAUCUGUCUCACUACAUUGAGCCAGCGUAUAUUUGCUCUGUCUUUGUUUUCACGUCGUAACUGCAAAAGUAAUUGACACGCAUCCUGCUUGGAUCUCAAAGUAGCUAACUAAUUGAGUCAUUGACGACGAUGUUUUUCAUCGGAUAGUUUGGAAGAAUAUUGGUUCCACACCCCUGCAAAGUCCCAUUCUAUCUUCUUCUUCUGGUCCUAUAUUUCCAGCUGUAUGAAAAUCUUUUUCCGUCAACAAUGAAUCGAAUUUCCAUUCUGUCUGUCAUUUUCCGAUCUGACACCUUGUACCCACAUCUUAAUUCCUUGUUCCCUACUCAUUCUCACAAUCUAAGAAUGUAUUAAUGCGUUGUUUCAUACUUUUUUUUUAAUUAGUCUCACGCAAAAUAAGAAGGAUUUUGGUAGGAUGAUGAACACCCACAUGCUCAUACUAGUUCUUGGACUAACUUCAACAGCUUUGUUGGUAGUUCUCAUACUUGUCAUCUUGUUUUACCCCAAAAGAACGGUGAGAAAUGGUCGUGAAGAUAUAGAAAACAUGGACCAGAAGUAUGGAGUUGAGGCUCGGAUAGAGGACUUGAUCACUUUCCAUGGUGGGCAGGACCUGACAAUAAGUGACAUUCUGGAUGCUCCGGGCGAAGUGGUAGGAAAGUCCAACUAUGGCACGCUGUAUAAGGCCUUAAUGCAGCAGAGCACCACGUUGAGGCUGCUGAGGUUUCUGAGGCCAGUUUGCUGUGCCAGAGGUGAGGAAUUUGUUGAUGUGAUUCGGCUUCUGGGAUGUAUGAGGCAUCCCAACUUGGUGCCUCUUCUAGGAUUCUAUGCAGGGCUGAGGGGAGAGAAGCUUCUUGUUCAUCCAUUUUACAGGCGCGGCAAUCUGGCCGAAUUCAUUCGAGAUGGAAACGGUGACGCUCACAAAUGGGCCAUCAUUUAUAGCAUUUCAAUUGGUAUAGCCAAGGGUUUGGAUUAUCUCCAUACAGAAUUCCAGAAGCCCAUAAUCCAUGGAAACCUCAAGUCUAAAAACAUACUUUUGGAUUGCAAUUACCAACCAUACAUCUCAGACUUUGGCCUUCACCUUCUGCUGAAUGCUACUGCUGGCCAAGAAAUGCUUGAAACUUUAGCAUCUGAGGGCUACAAAGCUCCUGAGUUAAUCAAAAUGAGAGAUGCAAGCGAAGAGACUGAUAUCUACAGCCUUGGGGUAAUCUUACUUGAACUGCUUUCAGGGAAGGAACCGAUCAAUGAGAACCCAACUUCUGAGGAUGAUGAUUUCUUUCUGCCUAACUUCAUGAGAAACGCGGUCCUUGGACAUAGGAUCGGAGACUUAUUUCGUCCAGACAUACUUCUCAGCAACAACAAUGAAGAUGAGCGCCGGGUUACUGAAGAACGCAUCCUCAAAUUCUUUCAGCUUGCUAUGACAUGUUGUUCUCCUUCUCAUUUUGUCAGGCCCAAUAUCAAGCAAGUCCUCUGGAAGCUUGAAGAUAUAGGAAAAUAAGAACUUUGGUAUUUUGCAGAGAAUCCAACUAGGUACUGCUGGUACCUCAUUGCGAUGGUCGAUUUCGAGAUGCGCGAUGACAUAUCGAUCCUCUAAAACCUAUAAGAUUAUGUAUAUAUGUAAAGCAUAUAUGAUAAAUGAGUACACUUCUAUCCAAAAUAGUUGAA